GUGUUUUUUUUUUUCAGUACCAAAACAGGUGUAUUUAUUUGGGGGAAACCGUUUACAUGAUUUCACAGUAUCUUUAAUGUAGCUAUACUAACCAAUUCAACCGUCCACAAUGUUUUAAAGUAUUUAUAAUAUAGCUAACCUAACCUAAUUGACCAUUAGUUAUCAUGAGUUGUAUAUUUAUUUACAAUGAACAAAAAAAAAAAAAAAGACCCCGAAGAUGCUCGAUCGGGCGUUUGACUCUCUCGUCUGUUAAAAGAAGGCUUGCCAACGCUGCUACCGUCAAUGACUUUCUACUUGAAGCCACCCAGAGGGGCCAUACCCCUGCACACUCUCCGAACAUGCGUGGAAGAGAGACUCGAGCUGUUCAGAAGUCUGGACGACUUUGGCGGUUGCCAGAAACCGCAGCUGAACGUCGCUUGCCUGCUAGAUGGCUCCGCUCUGGACAGAACAGCACACUACAUGCUCAGAGUGUUCUCUCUGGUGUCGCCUGAGCUGGGGACGUUCGUGACGCGCAGCGAGGGGAAGCUGUUCGCGCUGCGCCUGGACGGGUGCACGGAGAGGGACUUCCUGCGCGCCAUGGGGGUCGCCCGGCGGCACGCGGCUGAGCGAGCGUCCCUGCUCGACGACGAGGCUGCCGUCGCCUUCCUGCGCACGCUCGCGGACGUAUGCGGGCGCCUGGGGGAGCGGCGCGCCGCCGCGCACGUCCUGGACCCGGCUCACCACCGGGGCUGCUCACAGCUGCACCUGCGAGUGCCGUUCCAGAUGUGCCUACCGCUGGUCCGGAGACGCGAGGUGGAUCUCUGCGAGGGACACGCGCUCGUUCCCUGCGGCAAGUGGAAGGAGCUGCUGUCGUCGCUGUUCGAGACGCACUGGCUCCUGGGCUCGCGGGAGAUGCGGGGGAGCGGGGUGGUAUCGGACGCGAUGGAGGAUCCCCGGGUGGCCGCGAUGUUGCGGGAGGCGGAGCGCCGGGUGGGGGCGAGCGUGAGCGUCGCGCGACGGGCCCCCGGGUCGGCGCUGCGGGCCUGCGACGUGGACGCUGAGAGCGCCUUCUUCCCGCCGUGCGCGCGCCACCUGCACGGCCGGCUCCGCGCCACACACCGCCUGCCGCACGAGGCCCGACGUCGCUACACGCUCUUCCUGAAGGCGGCGGGCGUGCCCGUGGACCAGGCGCUGCUGUUCUGGCGCGAGGAGUACUCCCGGCCGCGCGACGGCUGCUCCGGCUGCGCCCACUCGUGGCAGCGGGACGCCCGCAGGUACACCUACGGCAUACGGCACACGUACGGGCUGGAAGGAGGGCGCUACGACUACGGGACGCCAGCCUGCCACGCCAUUCAGAGAGCAACGCUGACACCACUAUCGGAAGAAGGUUGUCCUUUCAAACACUUUGAAGACUCCAAACUGAAGAAGUGUUUGCAUGAAAACAUAGCGUGUGACGUCCCCACUAUGAACACAAUCCUAGCUUUGAGGAAAAGAAACAAACCUACAGAAGCGUGCGCUGCAUAUUUAUCUGCCUGUGUACACGUGCUUGGAAACAGCAGUGUGCUACAAAAGACUGAUUUACCAGUGAAUAUACACUUAGAGAAACCAGAAGAUUUUUAUUUUUUUCUGAAAGAAAAUGCUUUGAAAUAAAGUACGUUAAUUUGCUUCA
Bacillus rossius redtenbacheri is the source of this 1648-nucleotide messenger RNA. RefSeq lists its product as uncharacterized. The coding region runs from base 283 to 1629 and encodes 448 amino acids. Gene Ontology annotation, biological process: DNA replication, synthesis of primer; DNA replication initiation. The transcript is spliced from 5 exons. NCBI's taxonomy places the organism in Eukaryota, Metazoa, Arthropoda, Insecta, Phasmatodea, Bacillidae. Gene Ontology annotation, cellular component: alpha DNA polymerase:primase complex. The record is from RefSeq and is a predicted model, not a curated record.